AUGGAUUUCAGCAAGGAUCCCAGCUCCCUCACACGGGAAUAUGCCCGGCAUCUUGACGAGCUUGACCCUCUCCGCUCCUUUCGCGACGAAUUCAUUAUUCCCUCCAAGGCGGAUUUGGUACGCACCACCCUUGCUGUAUCAGAGGAAGACGGUAAGCCGGAUGAAAGCUCUAUCUAUCUCUGCGGGAACUCGCUCGGACUGCAGCCGACCUCGACAAGUGCCCAUGUCAAUUCCUACUUGCGAUCAUGGGCCCUCAAGGGGGUGCUAGGCCAUACCGAACCUCACACCGACCAGCUGUCAGCAGAAUGGCUGAACAUCGAUGAUAGGGCUGCGGAGCUCAUGGCACCGCUCGUAGGUGCUAAGACAAGUGAGGUGGCUCUCAUGGGCACGCUGACGGGCAACCUGCACCUCCUCAUGGCUAGCUUCUACAAGCCUACCAAGGAAAGAUAUAAGAUCAUCUUCGAGGGGAAAGCCUUCCCCAGUGAUCAUUUCGCAUUUGAAUCGCAGGCACAUCACCAUGGACUUGACUCAGCCGACACGAUGGUACUCAUCGAACCCACCUCAGAGGAGCUCCCAUAUCUCGAGACGUCUCACAUCCUAUCCGUCAUUGAUGCACACGCGGACACAGCUGCUCUCAUCCUCCUUCCCGGCAUCCAGUACUAUACUGGUCAAUUCUUUGAUAUGGAGACCAUCACGGCUUAUGCGCAUUCCAAGGGACUGAUGGUGGGAUGGGACUGUGCCCAUGCUGUAGGGAACGUCGAACUCAAGCUCCAUGACUGGGAUGUCGAUUUUGCUGCCUGGUGCUCGUACAAAUAUCUGAAUUCAGGGGCCGGAGCGAUGGCUGGACUGUUUGUGCACGAGAAACAUGGCAAAGUCACCGAAGAGGGCUUUAGGCCACGGUUAUCAGGUUGGUGGGGGAGCGAUAAGAGCUCUCGCUUCAUCAUGGACAAUCGCCCGGUAGAGUUCCGUCCUCGUCCUGGCGCGGCAGGUUACCAAAUCUCUAACCCCUCUGCCCUCGACCUGGCGGCAGUGACUGCGUCUCUGAAGGUGUUCAACAAAGCCUCCAUGCCAGCUCUCAGGCGCAAGUCGGUCCAUCUGACAGCCUACCUCGAAUAUCUUAUCAUCAGUGAAUUCCCAUCCACGUCCGAGAGGCCGUUUACCAUAAUCACACCCUCUGAUCCAGAUAUGCGAGGGGCUCAACUCAGUCUCCUGCUGAGACCAGGACUGUUGGACCCUGUCUUUUCCUGCCUGUUGAGGAACGGUGUUGUAUUGGACGAGCGAAGGCCUGAUGUUCUUCGUGUUGCUCCCGCGCCACUGUAUAACUCGUUUGAGGACGUGUGGCUGUUUGUUCGUGAGCUCAGAGUGGCAUGUGAUGAAGCAACCGCGAGCUAG
This is a messenger RNA of Microsporum canis CBS 113480, 1392 nucleotides long. RefSeq names its product kynureninase. NCBI's taxonomy places the organism in Eukaryota, Fungi, Ascomycota, Eurotiomycetes, Onygenales, Arthrodermataceae. Bases 1 to 1392 code for a protein of 463 amino acids. The record is from RefSeq and is a predicted model, not a curated record. The transcript has 3 exons. Gene Ontology annotation, molecular function: kynureninase activity; pyridoxal phosphate binding. Gene Ontology annotation, biological process: NAD+ biosynthetic process. Gene Ontology annotation, cellular component: cytoplasm.